AUGAAAGUAUUUCUAAUAUUUCCUUCCCUUCUAGGAAAAUGAGGGUUAUCCUGGGCUUGUUGGUGGCAGCUGUUGCUGUCAAUGCCAGUAGCCAUUUCCUCUCUGACAAAUUUAUCAGACAGCUUCAGAGUGAGGAUUCUACAUGGGAGGCUGGGAGGAACUUCAACAAGCACCUCUCCAUAAAGUACUUCCGACGACUCAUGGGUGUCCAUCCUGAUUCCAAAUUCCACAUGCCCAAGUACGAAGCUCACCAGAUUCCUGAGAACUUUGAAAUGCCCAAAGAGUUUGACUCUCGAGCUGCCUGGCCGAUGUGUCCCACAAUUGGUGAAAUUCGUGACCAGGGUUCCUGUGGAUCUUGCUGGGCAUUUGGAGCUGUAGAGGUGAUGAGUGAUCGGCAGUGUAUCCACAGCAAGGGCAAGAGCAACUUCCACUAUUCUGCAGAAAAUCUUGUGUCUUGUUGCCACCUCUGUGGUUUUGGAUGUAACGGAGGUUUCCCAGGUGCAGCUUUCAAGUACUGGGUGCACAGUGGUAUUGUAUCAGGAGGCUCGUUUAAUUCCACUCUGGGAUGUCAGCCCUAUGAGAUUGCUCCUUGUGAACAUCACGUUUCAGGACCCCGACCCAAGUGCUCUGAGGGUGGUGGCACCCCAAAGUGUGCCAAGACAUGUGAGAAGGGCUACAUUGUGGACUACGAGAGUGAUCUGCAUCAUGGAGGCAAAGCAUACAGCAUCAUGAAAGAUGAAGACCAAAUCAAGUAUGAGAUCAUGAACAAUGGGCCUGUGGAAGGAGCUUUCACCGUUUAUGUGGACUUCCUUCACUACAAGUCUGGUGUGUACCAGCACCGCCAUGGCUUACCUUUGGGUGGACAUGCCAUCCGUGUCCUUGGGUGGGGCGAAGAGAAUGGCACUCCCUAUUGGCUGUGUGCCAAUUCAUGGAACACUGACUGGGGUGACAAUGGUCUGUUCAAAAUUCUGAGAGGUUCAGAUCACUGUGGCAUUGAGAGUGAAAUUUCAGCUGGGUUGCCUAAGGUGAAUUAGUAACAUGUAUCAUGGCAGUUCCUGUUACAAUGUCAAAAGUUAGAAAUUGAUAUUAAAAUA
Molecule: messenger RNA, 1094 nt
Organism: Penaeus monodon (black tiger shrimp)
Lineage: Eukaryota; Metazoa; Arthropoda; Malacostraca; Decapoda; Penaeidae
Product: cathepsin B-like
Exons: 3
Coding region: 39-1034 (331 amino acids)
Biological process (GO): regulation of catalytic activity
Cellular component (GO): lysosome
Molecular function (GO): cysteine-type endopeptidase activity
Source: RefSeq, a predicted model, not a curated record